Messenger RNA from Jaculus jaculus (lesser Egyptian jerboa), 4498 nucleotides. RefSeq names its product polypeptide N-acetylgalactosaminyltransferase 4. NCBI's taxonomy places the organism in Eukaryota, Metazoa, Chordata, Mammalia, Rodentia, Dipodidae. Gene Ontology annotation, cellular component: Golgi apparatus. The transcript has a single exon. The coding region runs from base 247 to 1992 and encodes 581 amino acids. The record is from RefSeq and is a predicted model, not a curated record.
UGUUGGCUGGAGAGUUUGUGAAAAGUUCUGAGAGGAGCUGGAGGAAGUGGGGGACAGACGAGCUGGGCUGCACCGGAGGCCGAGGACCCGGGGGUCCCGGGUGACCUCUGGGAAAGCCGCGUGGCUGAGCGCCUGCAGGACCGGAGGAACCUGCUGGGAAGCUCGCCCCUACCUGAGCCCGGAUCUCAGCCCCGCAGCAGCAGCGCUUCCCCUGCGAGGUGGCUGCAUCUCCGCCUGCCCCGAGCCAUGAGGAUCCGGAUGGCCGUAAGGUGGACCUGGGCAGGCAAGAGCUGCCUACUCUUGGCGCUUUUAACUGUGGCUUAUCUCCUGGUGGAGCUCUCGGUCUCCACGUUCCAGGCUUCCCUGGGAGCCGGCCAUGCCAGCGAGCGGGGGCCAAGGCGGCUCCUGAACCCUGAGAAGGAAGAGGAUUUGUCGCGACCUCUUUACCCGAAGCCCCCUGCAGAUUCUCAUGCUCUCGGGGAGUGGGGGAGAGCAAGCAAACUUCAGCUCAAUGAAGGUGAGCUCAAACAGCAAGAAGAACUUAUUGAGAGAUAUGCCAUCAACAUUUACCUCAGUGACAGGAUCUCUCUGCACCGCCACAUAGAGGACAAAAGAAUGUAUGAAUGUAAAUCCAAGAAGUUCAACUAUAGGACACUCCCGACCACCUCGGUUAUCAUCGCUUUCUAUAAUGAAGCCUGGUCGACUUUGCUCCGAACCAUUCACAGCGUUUUAGAAACCUCGCCCGCUGUGCUUUUGAAGGAGAUCAUCUUGGUUGAUGACUUGAGUGACAGGGUCUAUCUGAAGACACAACUUGAAUCUUAUAUCAGCAAUCUCGAUAGAGUCCGUUUGAUUAGAACCAAUAAGCGAGAGGGGCUGGUUCGGGCCCGCCUGAUUGGGGCCACGUUUGCCACUGGGGACGUCCUCACGUUCUUGGAUUGUCACUGUGAGUGUAACUCUGGUUGGUUGGAACCACUUUUGGAAAGGAUUAGCAGAGAUGAAACGGCCAUUGUGUGCCCUGUUAUAGACACGAUUGAUUGGAAUACUUUUGAAUUCUAUAUGCAGACGGGGGAGCCCAUGAUUGGUGGGUUUGAUUGGCGUUUAACAUUCCAGUGGCAUUCUGUCCCCAAACAUGAAAGGGACAGACGGACAUCAAGAAUUGACCCCAUCAGAUCACCUACCAUGGCUGGAGGACUGUUUGCUGUCAGCAAGAAGUAUUUUCAAUACCUGGGAACCUAUGACACUGGCAUGGAAGUAUGGGGAGGUGAGAACCUUGAGCUGUCCUUUAGGGUCUGGCAGUGUGGUGGCAAGUUGGAGAUCCAUCCAUGUUCUCACGUGGGCCACGUGUUCCCCAAGCGUGCACCAUACGCGCGCCCCAAUUUCCUACAGAACACUGCUCGGGCAGCAGAAGUGUGGAUGGAUGAGUACAAAGAGCAUUUCUACAACCGAAACCCUCCAGCACGGAAAGAAGCCUAUGGCGAUAUCUCUGAGAGAAAAUUACUGAGAGAGCGCCUGAGGUGCAAAAGCUUUGACUGGUAUCUGAAAAAUGUGUUUUCUAACUUACACGUGCCAGAGGAUAGGCCAGGCUGGCAUGGGGCUAUUCGCAGUCUGGGGAUCUCUUCGGAGUGCUUAGAUUAUAACUCUCCUGACAACAACCCCACAGGGGCUAACCUCUCACUGUUUGGAUGUCACGGUCAGGGAGGUAAUCAGUUUUUUGAGUACACUUCAAACAAAGAAAUAAGAUUUAAUUCUGUGACUGAGUUAUGUGCAGAGGUUCCUGUGCAAAAAAAUUAUGUAGGAAUGCAGAAUUGUCCUAAAGAUGGUCUCCAUGUUCCAGGGAACAUCAUUUGGCAUUUUCAAGAAGAUGGAACUAUUUUUCAUCCACUCUCAGGACUGUGUCUUAGUGCUUAUCGGACACCUGAGGGCCGACCCAGUGUACAGAUGAGAACUUGUGAUGCCCUAGAUAAAAAUCAAAUCUGGAAGUUUGAAAAAUAGAAAAGCACUACAAGCACCUUUAUUCAGGAGCUGACAGUAACUUCCUGAGUGCCUCAGUGAAGAGUGUUUUUUCCCAGAGUCUGCAAAGCUGGGAGGCUGUGGUUCUUGGGUUCACCAAUCUGCACUAGGUGCACCGAUAUUUACUUCUUGAUAUUUCACAGUGCCUUCCCUCCCCUGGGUUAUUUUAUUUAAAAGCUUUGUCGAUGUAGUCUUCUGCUUCUCCUUAAAGAAGUUGUUUGUGAAUGGAGAUAUACAAGACACUCAAGUGUGGGCUGGGGAAGUGGCUCAGUGAUAGAACACUUGCCUAGCCCAUGCAAGGCCCUGGGUUUGAUUCCCAGCACCAUAAAAUGCACACUUUUAAGUGCCAGACUUAAAGAAUGUAACAGUCCAAGCACAAUGGGGUAUGAGUCAUGCUGGUGGGUAAAUUCACUUCAUGUCCCAUUUUCUUUUUUAAUCAAAACUAAUACACAAGCAAUUGGAGCUAUUAUAGUUUUGAUUACAAAGAAUUUGAAUGUCUUUUAGCCAGUACGUUAUUAAGAUUGAGGGUUUUAUAAACUAAUCUUUUAAAAACUGGUUUUUCUUUAAUCAAAUAGAAAUAAAAGAAAAUAGUUCUUGAGGAAAAGGUCUGGUUUACAUAUAUGUGUCUUUGGAAGAGGGUAUAGGUUUGAAUGUGAAUUUGGAGGCCUUUUUUAUCAAGAUCUUUCGUUCCAUACUUUGUAAACUUGAGCUACUGGACUGAACUGAUCUGUAUAUUAAUACCUCAGAUUUCCUUGAUUUUGUAAACUGCCCUCUCUGUGAACUUGUUUGUGAGUGUAGGUCAUUUUCUGAUUGCACUUCCUUAAGGUGAUGAAUGUACUAGAAUGAGACUCAUUCAGAAUACUGUUCCUCCCUUUGUUAAUGCUUAAUCAUUUAAAGUAAACACAAUUGAGGCCUCUCUAAAGCGCAGCCCAACUGUGUUUACUGAAAUGUGUGAAACUGAAAGUGCGCACAGCUCUGCAAAGUCUGUGGAAGCUCUUCUCAUUCUUGCUGACCUGGAAAGAAAAGCAUUUAUCUUAGGACUGAGAGAAAGACUGCCUUGGCAGUCGUGUGUGCUAUCUUCUAGCUCAUUUUUGGCCCCCGGUGGCUAGGCCCUGGGGCACCUUUCAAGGAAGAAAUAUACCUGGUUGCCAUUUAUCAUGGUUGAGCCUCAGUUUCCUCAUCUGAGGGUGUUGGAUGAGAUCUGGAGGCUCCCUCCAGCUCCAAGUUGUCAUUUGUGCACCCCUCCUCCCUGAGGUCAUGGUGCAGUGUCCAUGAACACUUGGUACAUCUUCCCUUUUGGUGUGGAUGAUGCUGGGUAGGUGAGUGGCUGGGAAGCUGGCAAAGAAAAGUGGUUUAGACGGUCCAGGAUCCAAGCUCACUUGAAGUGGUUGUUACUGGGCAUGGGACGUGCUGGAUGGAGUCAGUCUUUGCAGUCUUUUGAUUUUGACAGUCAUUGAACUGAUUUUAUUUUUUAGAAGUUUUAAAGUUUUUUAAUGAAAAAUUUCCAAACUAAAUUAUUUGAGAGGUAGACAUAUUUUUAAAGUACUUUUACUGGUUUCAUAAUCAUGUUGCAUACAGAAAAUAUAUCUCAUUUUCUUAACUUAGGUUAGAUUUGUUGAAAGGGCAAGCUCUGUAAAGAAUUAGCCCACAGGUAAAAUAGGUUUCAGUGUUUACUGGAUGGCUUGAAGACAAGUAACUUUGCCAAAUCUGAGCUUGAAUAAUUUCUUUAGGAUGUCUGUUUCAAAAAAUUAAGAUGGCUAUAUAAUUGUGACUAUUUUGUCUCAUUUGCCUCCUAAAAUUAAAAUUUUUACUAGUUUCUGUAAGCUAUUUAAUAAUCUUACAGUUUAUCAAGUAAUUAUCUAGAUUCUAUGUGCAAUGUACUUGACCAUGGGUUUAAUUUAAGAAUUUAUGAUAUUACUCUGAAUUUUUCAACAGGAUAUUCUCCUGGGAUGGAGAGUUAAGAUCACAAUAGUAUGUGUAACAGAGGAGAACAAGACUUCUCAUUUUUGUAUAUAAGCAUGUUCCAAUUUAAUUCCAAAACACUAUAAUGAUACAUGCAAAAUAGAUUUUCAUUUCCUAAUUCCAAUCUGUUGGUACCAAAGUUUUUCCUUUUUAUGUAGACAUUUAAGAGUUGACCUUUUAAGCUAAUUUCCAUGCUUAAUAAUAGUUUUUAUUUUUAAAAACUGAUGUCAUGUAGAACUUGUUUGUAAAAGAAGUCUGUUUACUCACCCACUAGUAGGGUUGUGCAUAUGUAUUGAUGUUAGUAAAUCAAAAUUGUUUAGGCUAAAGAUGACAUAAUUCUGGAGUUGUAUACUCUUGUUGUUUUAGGGUCUCAGUUUUAAUUAACAACAUUUAGAUUUGACUGGUUUGUCUUUUUGAAUUAUUGUUUUAAUAAUUUUGAAUGAGCACAAAAACACUGAGGUUUAGAUUAAUGUCUUUUGAAUGGUGAAUAUUUUUCUGUGUGAUGAACAGCUUCGAUCUUUUUUUA